AUGUAAGAAGAUUUUGUCUAUAAUCCUGAGAUUAUGAAAUCAUAGCUAAGUAUGCUGCCUCCAAUUGAAUAAUUCACUCUAUAAUAAUUAGCUAAUAAACGAAAGAUAAAUUUCAACAUGAUGCUCUCAUUACCGGUUUAAUAUUAAAUUUUUAUUUGCAGUUUCUUUUGAAAGAUAAGGCUUUAGAAGAUAGAAAGGAUACUAUUGCCAUAUAUAGAAAACGUAAAUUUGAGCCAUUAAAACCUUAAAAACAUAAGGUGACUUUGAUUAACAGUGGUCGCAUCCAUUGUCCUGAAUUUUGGUCGGAUAAAUAUUAGAGUACUGCUUUAAGAGAUUCACAUAUUAAUAGAAAUUUAGAUAAAUAUAGACAGAUCAUAAAAAAUAACAUUUAAGAUUAUUUAAUUAAAUUUGAUAUGCAAGCUAAAGAAUAAAUGGAAGAAGCAAAAAAGUAUUAAAUUUAAUAGAUUCAAGAAUUAAGUAUUAAGAAAUAUAUAAAAAACAAUGUUCCAUCUCAGAUGAAGAAAUUGCUCCAUCAAAUAAUGAAUUAAAUCUUAGUUAAUGCACUUAAGAUGAAAUUAUUAAUUACUAUAGAGAUGUAAAGAAGUAGGAUCCUAUUUAAAAAACAAGUUUGAAAAAUCUAGAUAAGAUAACUUGUAAUAGUGUAAAAUAAAGUUUUAUUGAAAAAUUUGAUAAAGUAAUUACUACUUGUGAUCGAAAUUCAAUUGUAUCAUAUAGAAAUUCUGUAGAUAGUAUAAAGUAUUAUUAAUAAUUAAAUAUUAGUAAUUAUGGAUAUGCAAAUCUUAAAUAAAGAAAUAAAAAUGUCUUAGGUAGUAACACUAGCAGAAGUCAUUAUAAUUGA
Paramecium pentaurelia is the source of this 859-nucleotide messenger RNA. Lineage: Eukaryota; Ciliophora; Oligohymenophorea; Peniculida; Parameciidae. The record is from the annotation of a GenBank genome assembly.